AUGGCCCCAGAGAUACUGGUAACCUACAGGCCCCGGGGAUAUCAGUUGGAAAUGCUGGACGCGAGCAUGAAGCAGAACAUUAUUGUAGCGAUGGAUACGGGUAGUGGGAAGACUCAUAUAGCCGUCUUGCGCAUCAAGGCCGAGCUUGAAAUCUGUGCAUCUCACAAAUUGAUUUGGUUCUUAACACCAACUAUGGCCCUUUGCUUCCAGCAGCAUGAAGUUCUAAAAACACAUAUUCCAAACGUGCAAAUUCGGAUGUUGACUGGUUUGGACAAUGUCGACCGCUGGACAGAUCAGUCUGCCUGGGACAAAGCGCUGCAAAAUAUUCGUAUAGUCGUAUCCACUCACGCUGUGCUAUCGGAUGCCUUGAAUCAUGGCUUCGUGAGGAUGUCGCAAUUAGCUCUCAUGGUUUUCGAUGAAGCACACCACUGCAUGCGCCGACACCCAGCGAAUAAAAUAAUGCAGCUACAUUAUCAUCCACUACGCGAAAGCCAUGGAACAUAUGCGGUGCCAAGUAUCCUAGGACUGACAGCGAGUCCAAUUGUCCGAUCUAACAAGGAAGAAUUGCAAGCGAUCGAAACCAACCUCAAUGCUGUGUGCAGGACACCCCGAGUAAAUCGCACCGAGCUACUUGAAUGCGUUCAUCGACCCCAUCUAAAACGGCUCAGCUACAGUCCAACUGAAUUGGAUGACAAAACCCCUAAUAGUCGACUUUUGCUUCCGUUACGCCGUUGUAUUCUGGAAUAUGAUAUCCAAGACGACCCAUACAUAGAAUUAAUGCGACAGGAUCCGGAUAAACUGGCCGAGGCACACGAGUUUGUUGUUUCUGGUAAGACCUUCUGCAAGGAACAGCUUGUCAAGUUCUUGGAACGCAGCGUGCACAUGUACGAGGAGCUUGGAGGCUGGGCCACAGACUUCUUCAUCAAGGCGUCAAUUGAGCAUUUCCGAAACUCGAUCGAGAAUGACAAGGAUCUGACAGGGAUAAAUCGUCAGGAACGGGUUCAUCUCUUGGACCUUCUAAUGAGUAUGUCUGUGCCCGAAGCUAAGCCAGAAAGUUUCCACAUCUCACCCAAGCUGGCGACACUCUUUGAAUACCUGGAACAAAUGGACCAGCCCGAAUUUUCUGGCAUCAUUUUCGCUCAAAGACGGGCAGUUGUUGGUGUGCUGGCGCGGUUAAUUUCGUUGCACCCUACAACCAAGGGUAGGUUCCAAAGUGCUCCAUAUGUGGGAUGGUCGUCCUCCCAAAAUGGCGAUUGUCUCGGUGAUCUUGUGAGCAAAGAUAUGCAACGAGAUACCCUCUCUGAAUUCAGAGCGGGUAGAAAGAAUCUCAUUGUAGCGACUGAUGUCUUAGAAGAGGGUCUGGAUAUUAGCUCCUGCAGCUUGGUGAUUUGUUUUGACAAACCGGCGAACUUGAAAUCAUUUGUGCAGCGGCGAGGUAGAGCACGUCGCCAGGUGUCGACAUAUACGAUCAUGGCAUCUACAGAGGAUGACAAGAUUAACGUGACUAAAUGGCAAGAACUGGAGAACGUUAUGGUGGAGACCUAUUUGGACGAUAGAAGACGACAAACAGAAAUGGAAAGUUUGGAAAGCUAUGACGAAACCGUUGAAAGGCGUUUGUUUAUUCCCUCAACCAGUGCUUGUUUGUCUGCCGAUGAAUCUAUGCAACACCUUUACCACUUCUGCUCUGUUCUACCGCACUCAAACAUUAGCGACAAUCGACCGAUAUUCACAUUCGAAGAAGACAACACCGGACUUAUUCGAGCAACCGUCAUUCUCCCUUCCUCUGUUCACCCCGCUGUCCGCCGAGCUCAAGGCGAGAACUGGUGGCACACCGAACAUGCCGCGACAAAAGAAGCAUCUUUUCUCGCAUACGAAGCCCUCUGGAAAUACGGCCUCGUGAACGACAAUCUGCUACCCCCGACUCAAAAAACACAACUCGAAAUGUCUAAUGCAAUGAACGCACCCACCCAGUCCAACAGUGUCUGGAUCUCUGGACAGUAUGACCCGUAUGUGCCUUUGGCGCGCGCAUGGACAUCGUCUGGGCGGUACUAUCAGACGAAAAUCACCUUCUCCAUCAAUGGCGUCGUCGAUGAGAAUCUGACUACGUCGAUGGUCCUGCCCAUGCUUGUGACCAUGCCCGCUCCAAUCACACUUUACUGGUCCUUGGAGAGACAGCUUCUUGUACAGUUCUCGCCUCCAAAGCUUCUAACUAGCGUGACACAAGAGCACAUCUCGAAGAUGCAGCAGAUCACCGCCAUGCUACUCAAAGCACCCUCGGCCCGAGGUGCUCAUCUGAAGAAGGAAGACUAUGUUGUUCCUUUUGUCCCAUGUAUUGCGCCGGAGCAAUUCACGGAUUGGCUAAACGAACAUGAAGGAACGGACUUUGUGUUGGAGUCUUUUGAGCGAGACCCAGACGCCGCUCCCCUUGGUUUCAUUCGCGAUACCUCUAUUUACGCAGAGGCGCGUAUGUUCAUGAGAUGGGUGGUUGAUACCAGUGCAACAAAGAAGAAUGUUAGCAUAGAGUGCCAGUCUCUACCGCAGAGACGAAACCUCCUCAAUCCAGCAACAAUGUACCAUGAGUCCAAGAUGGGCGGUCUUCCUGCCUUCGCGCCAAAGAUUCAAAUCUUUCCAGCAACCGGCUGCACAGUGAGCAAAGUCCCUGCACAAACUGGGAUCAUGGGACGGUUUUUCUCCGCCAUCCUCGACCGAUUCGAGGCCACACUCGUUGCCCAGGAACUAGCCAGUACUAUCCUCAAGGGAGUUGGCUUCAACGACAUCAGCCAUGUCUUGACUGCAAUUACCAUGCCAAUUGCACAAGCCAGGACCGACUAUCAGUUGUAUGAAUUCUUCGGCGACUCCGUGCUCAAGUACACCGUGGCUUGUCAGCUCUUCUACGCAAAUCCAACGUGGCAGGAAGCGCGUCUCUCGAUGGAACGUGAUAAGGUCAUUAGUAACUCGAACCUCACGCGCUCAGCCCUGCUGGUCGGUCUGGAUGCAUAUAUCUUAGCCGACCGCUUCACGCCAACCAAUUGGACUGCACCCUCAAUCGAAGACAAGGUUUCUCGAGAAAUCCCGAAGCGCCAGCUGGCCAACAAGGUCAUUGCUGACGUUGUGGAAGCAUUAAUUGGAGCUGCAUACAUGGACGGCGGGAUGACAAAAGCCCAAACAUGCCUGUACCGCUUCAUGCCCGAAGCAGAUAUCCUACAAGAUGGCCUUCCGUCCCAUGCCAAUGGUCCCAGCAAAGAGCGAAGAUCUACCAGUGUUGACCUACCAUCUUCUCUGGGCGUCUUGCUCGGCUAUACGUUCAACGAUCCAUCACUUAUGACAGAGGCCCUGACCCACGCAUCUGGCAGCCAUGACGGAUCCCAAAGCUACAAUCGCCUUGAAUAUCUCGGCGACGCAGUCCUGGACAUAAUAGUAGUCACCACAAUGGCCAGUCUUCCGAAAAAGAUAGCACAAGGCCAAAUGACGCUCCUAAAACACGCCUUGACAAAUGGGAAUCUCCUAGCCUUCCUAUGCAUGAGUCUGUACAUCGAAGAAGAGCCCGAAUCUUCUUCUGGCUCUGGCUUGUAUCCGGCUUCAAAUCAUUCACAUCCCUCCAAACCCAAACGAAUCCACCUGUACGAUUUCCUCCGCUACAACGGCGACAUCACAGACAAAUCCCGCACCGCAAGCAUAACCCGCUACAACAACCACCGCGAAGAAACAACAACCGCCCUCCAAACAAGCCCCAAAUACCCCUGGCUCCUCCUCGCGCAAAUACACGCCGACAAAUUCUUCUGCGACAUCAUCGAGUCAACGAUCGGGGCUAUAUUUGUCGAUUCCCGCGGCGAUAUGGAAGCAUGUACAUCCUUCGCUGAACGAAUCGGCGUCCUACCAAUCCUACGCCGAUUCAUCGAGGACGAUGUCGACGUCCAGCACCCGAGGAAUAAAGCGCAGGGACUUAUUAAAGAGGAAAGGAUGGUUGAGUUUAAGAUUACCGGUGCAUUGAAUAAUUAUACCUGUACGGCGAGAUAUGGGGCUAAACAGGGACCGUUGGAGGAUAUGACUGUUGUUCGGGGUGUGGCGUUUAGAGAGGAGGCGGAGAUUCGGGCGGCUUAUGCGGCUAUUCCGGUUCUUGUUGAUAGGGAGGAAAGGAAUGCCGAGAAGGAUAGACUGACGCAGAUUGAGAGGGUGGUGCAUCGGCAGGAGCAGAAUAAGUUGAAGAAGAGGAGGAAGAGGGAGGCUAAGUUGCAGGCGAAGCAGGAUGAGAAUGAUAUGAAGGAUGGGAAGGAUGGGAAGGGUGAUUUGAUGGAUUUGCAAUGA
This is a messenger RNA of Penicillium cosmopolitanum, 4305 nucleotides long. Its product is annotated as putative RNA helicase/RNAse III. Gene Ontology annotation, cellular component: nucleus; cytoplasm; RISC complex. The transcript has 5 exons. Gene Ontology annotation, biological process: siRNA processing. Bases 1 to 4305 code for a protein of 1434 amino acids. The record is from RefSeq and is a predicted model, not a curated record. Lineage: Eukaryota; Fungi; Ascomycota; Eurotiomycetes; Eurotiales; Aspergillaceae. Gene Ontology annotation, molecular function: RNA binding; ribonuclease III activity; ATP binding.